AUGGGCCUAUUUGUACUAGCCAGUAUUGGCUUAUCGAUGUACAUUUGGUCCAUGACAUUGUACAACGUCUACAAACCCCUUUCUUCUACUUUGUCAGCUGCUGCUCCAUCUGUGCAUCCGUUAUCAUUGUUUGCGGCAUUUCAGAGUGCAUUCACAACAACAAAGGAACAAAACAAUCAGCCACCAAAACGACAAGGUAGAAAACGUAAACAAUUAACUUUGGCCGAAGCACAAAGGGAAGAAUUACGGGAAUCACUCAAGAUCUUGUUCAUUUGGCUAGCAUGUAAGGGUACUGAACCUGCAUUCGAUUAUACAUUUGGAUAUGUUGUCCCAUUCUACAAUGCCAUCAAGGUUCUUUGUCUUUUGGUAUUUGCCAGAUUUCGAGCACAAUUAUCCAUCCAUUUGUUUGAUUCGUUCAUCAUCCCACUUGGUCGUCCAAAUACGCCACUGAUCAAUUCAACAGCAUUCACCAACCUCAUCUUGCCUUGGCUUCGGUUUAUGCUGUCGUUACCUUUUGCUCAUCUUUUUGCAGCAUUUCGCAAUACACUAAAUUCACUCUUGUCUUCGUGGGGCAAUGAAGGUCAAGUGGAAAAUGCAACUUUGGCAGAAGAAGAAAGGGCAAAGAUGCAACGUCAAAUGCUAGAAGCAGAUCGUGUACCACCGCCAAAAAUGAAGUCUGGUGCACGCCAAGCAUCCACUUCUGGCAUUAGAAAAGAUGGUCGAAACGGAUCAGGUCCUUCACAUGGCACGAAAGGCGGUGGUGGUGGUGGUCUCAGCGCAGCAAACAACAGCCUGCGAUAUCAGAGAAGCAUGGAUUCGCUGGCUUCCCGAACAACUGCGAUCACGAACAGAAAUCUCGCUUCAGCUUCACGUCAGCGAAGUGUGUCUUCUCGAAUGACACCAGGUACGCAAGAGACAUUUCAACAACUGCAAUCGCUGCCAUCCGUUCCGCGGGAUUUGCCUGAUUCAUCGAUCAGAGUGGAGGGAAGGACUGUUUCUGGACCUGCUUCUCACAAUCCACCUCUGACAUCUUCGCCAAUGUCAAACUUUGCGCAUAUACCAGGUAUUGGCAAUCCGAUGCAACAUAAUGACUUUGUUCCUCCGCCCAAUGGUCGACCUAUUUCACAUCUUCGGCCUUCUAUCGUAGAGAAGAUGCCCGGAAGCCUAGCAAACUCUCCAGUGAAGCCGUUUUCCAAUCUUGGACAAGAGACGCUUGACGAGAACGUUGCAGGUGAUCAGACCAUAACAAUGAAUGCGGUUAAUCUGGCUGAGGACAUCGUUUUAUCUGAGGAAGUGCAACAAGAGAAGCAACUCCCAUCUGAUUCGGAAUCCACCUCGACGGCAGCUUCGAAGAAGAAGGCCCCCUCUAAACGAAAAGUCAGUGAGAUCGAUGGUGAACUUUCGGAGGGCAGGGAAGCCAAGCUCAAAAUAUCUCCAGGCAAGAAAGUUAGCCGGGUAGCACCACAAAACAAGCGAGACGCUUCCACCACAACUGCAGCUCCAAAGACUGCAAAAGCAGCAGCGACCAAGAAAGCUGGCGAGUCGGCUACGACGACAAGUUUACCUCGUUCGCGUAGCAAGAGAAAUGUAGGGACCACGACAGAUGCGAGUGGGGAAGAAGCUAAAGGUACUUCAAGGAUUCCAAGAACAAGGAGAGGGGCCACGUAA
This is a messenger RNA of Meira miltonrushii, 1668 nucleotides long. RefSeq lists its product as uncharacterized. The record is from RefSeq and is a predicted model, not a curated record. Bases 1 to 1668 code for a protein of 555 amino acids. The transcript has a single exon. NCBI's taxonomy places the organism in Eukaryota, Fungi, Basidiomycota, Exobasidiomycetes, Exobasidiales, Brachybasidiaceae.